Ornithodoros turicata is the source of this 933-nucleotide messenger RNA. RefSeq names its product zinc finger protein 235-like. The transcript has 2 exons. Gene Ontology annotation, biological process: regulation of transcription by RNA polymerase II. Lineage: Eukaryota; Metazoa; Arthropoda; Arachnida; Ixodida; Argasidae. The record is from RefSeq and is a predicted model, not a curated record. Gene Ontology annotation, molecular function: DNA-binding transcription factor activity; RNA polymerase II cis-regulatory region sequence-specific DNA binding. Bases 1 to 933 code for a protein of 310 amino acids.
AUGAACCUGCAGCAUCGCAAGCAGACACACAGGAGGGAAGCUAUACAAGUGCGAUCUCUGUCCUGCAGAGUUCAGCCUGACCAAGGACCUGCAACAUCGCAAACGGACGCACACAGGAAAGAAACCACUCAAGUGCUAUUAGGUGCCGCAGAGUUCAGUUUGAGCACGAACCUGCAGCAUCGCAAACUGGCGCCCACAGGAAAGAAACCACUCAAGAAAGAAACCACUCAAGUGCUAUUAGGUGCCGGAGAGUUCAGCUUGAGUACGAACCCGCAGCAUCGCAAACGGGCGCACACAGGAAAGAAACCACUCAAGUGCUAUCUAGGUGCCGCAGAGUUCAGCUUGAACCUGCAGCAUCGCAAACUGGCGCACACAGGAAAGAAACCACUCAAGUGCUAUAUAGGUGCCGCGGAGUUCAGUUUGAGCACGAACCUGCAACAUCGCAAACGGACGCACACAGGAAAGAAACCACUCAAGUGCUAUCUAGGUGCCGCAGAGUUCAGCUUGAACCUGCAGCAUCGCAAACUGGCGCACACAGGAAAGAAACCACUCAAGUGCUAUAUAGGUGCCGCGGAGUUCAGUUUGAGCACGAACCUGCAACAUCGCAAACGGACGCACACAGGAAAGAAACCACUCAAGUGCUAUCUAGGUGCAGCAGAGUUCAGCUUGAACCUGCAGCAUCGCAAACUGGCGCACACAGGAAAGAAACCACUCAAGUGCUAUAUAGGUGCCGCAGAGUUCAGUUUGAGCACGAACCUGCAACAUCGCAAACGGACGCACACAGGAAAGAAACCACUCAAGUGCUAUCUAGGUGCCGCAGAGUUCAGCUUGAACCUGCAGCAUCGCAAACGGGCGCACACAGGAAAGAAACCACUCAAGUGCUAUAUAGGUGCCGCGGAGUUCAGCUUGAGCAGGAACCUGCAGCAUUGCUGA